This is a messenger RNA of Apis laboriosa (Himalayan honeybee), 1262 nucleotides long. RefSeq names its product mitoferrin-1-like. Gene Ontology annotation, molecular function: ferrous iron transmembrane transporter activity. The transcript has 5 exons. The record is from RefSeq and is a predicted model, not a curated record. Gene Ontology annotation, biological process: iron import into the mitochondrion. Gene Ontology annotation, cellular component: mitochondrial membrane. Lineage: Eukaryota; Metazoa; Arthropoda; Insecta; Hymenoptera; Apidae. Bases 47 to 1024 code for a protein of 325 amino acids.
UUUAAAGCUGCGAAUUGAAAAUUACGUUAAAGCAUCUUCAGGAAAUAUGAAUACUGAAAUUUAUGAGACUUUACCUACAUCAUCUGUGGCUGUACACAUGACAGCAGGUGCAUUUGCCGGAAUUAUGGAACAUUGUGUUAUGUAUCCACUUGACAGUGUUAAGACAAGAAUGCAAGCAUUAACACCAAAUGCAGGUGUAAGAGGUGGAGUAAGAACUGUUCUAAGGAGAAUGGUACAACAAGAAGGUUUUUUGAGACCAAUUCGUGGUAUGAGUGCAAUGGUUGUAGGAGCUGGUCCUGCACAUGCAUUGUAUUUUUCAUGUUAUGAGUUUAUUAAAAAUAAAUUUUUGAAUUCAAGAACAUAUUCUGAAUUGAAUGUAGCUCCUUAUGCAAUUGCUGGUUUUGUGGCAACACUUCUUCAUGAUGGUAUAAUGAAUCCAGCAGAAGUGGUUAAACAGCGAUUACAAAUGUAUAAUUCUCCUUAUCAAAAUGUUAUGACAUGUAUAAGAAAUAUAUAUAAAAAUGAAGGUGCAUAUGCAUUCUAUAGAAGUUACACGACACAAUUGACUAUGAAUAUACCUUUUCAAACAAUCCAUUUUGUUACUUACGAAGUUGCACAAAUUAUUACAAAUCCUAAUCAUAUUUAUAAUCCAAUAGCACAUAUGGUAUCAGGUGCAUUAGCAGGAGCUGUUGCUGCUGCAGUUACAACACCUUUAGAUGUUUGUAAAACACUUCUAAAUACACAAAAUGGUGUACAAGCUCAAGGCAUGAAAGAUGCUUUAAGAAUUGUGUAUAGAUAUGGAGGUUUAUCUAGCUAUUUCCGUGGUUUAAAUGCCCGUGUUCUUUAUCAAAUGCCAGCCACAACUAUUUGUUGGUCAACAUAUGAGUUUUUCAAAUAUAUAUUUCAAGAAAAACAAGAUGAUGGAUAUCGUGGACCAGAAGUUGAUAAUGAUUCUUCGAGUGAAAUUAAUCAGAACCAAAGUUCAAAUUCUAGAUUUCACUUUCUAGUCUUUUUCAAGAUAUGAGCUUAUAUCUCAAUAAAAAUGCUCCAAUCUCAGUGUUACUCGGUGUGACAACGAGUUAAGUAUUUUUGAAUCUUUACCGACACCAUUUGAACUGUAUGAAGAACUAUAUUGAAUGGUAGAUAAAAUAUCCGUUUUUUCGUAUUUGGAGAGUUUAUCAAUAAUAUUUCGUUAAUUCAUCUACGCUAUUAUUACAUGUAUAUAAUAAUUCGUAAUGAAGAAAUACAUGUAUAAAUGAAAA